AUGUCACACUACCAUUUUUACUCCACCUGGCUAUCCCAAUUAUACUGUAUUAUCACAGCUGCUAAAUAUAUUUGGCAAGUGUCAUGCCCGCCAUUCCCACCAUUCCAGCAGUUUGCAUUCCAGGACAGCACCUGCACACCAUGUCCUGCGAUGCAGGCUCUUGAGAGAGUCUCAGGCUUAGAGGCCUCUCGCUUCUAUGCAUCUCCUGUCAUUCUGGCAGCUUCUGUCUUAGGCCCUGUUCAAGCAAGGGGUGUUCUCAUGCCCCUUGCUCCUUACCUUCAUAGCACCGCCCACAGUGGCCAGGACAGCAUCAAUGCACAAUGUCUCACGGCAGAGUCCCUCUCAGGCUCAAUGAGCUCUCAAAAUCAGUUGUAUCGCACAAUUUUAGAGGGUGUCAUCACCAAACACACAUCCUUAUGGCUAGCAAGCAGUUCCAGCAUAUUUAAGGUUGGUGCUCAUCUUCUGAGUUUCAAGGUAGUGUUCACAGUUUUUUUAGAGAUAUCAACAGAAGAUCACGAUAUGGUGGAGAAUAUGAUGGUAGACCAUGGAAUGGAUUCUGAAGCGCUUCCAUACACAGCACCCCCAGGAGAGGAAGGCUUGGAGUUCAGUCACGCAGGCGGUGUAGGGACUGAUUCUUGGCUAGGCUUGCAGAGACUGUUCUUACCUUAG
Molecule: messenger RNA, 669 nt
Organism: Suillus discolor
Lineage: Eukaryota; Fungi; Basidiomycota; Agaricomycetes; Boletales; Suillaceae
Exons: 5
Coding region: 1-669 (222 amino acids)
Source: RefSeq, a predicted model, not a curated record